Molecule: messenger RNA, 2295 nt
Organism: Lachancea mirantina
Lineage: Eukaryota; Fungi; Ascomycota; Saccharomycetes; Saccharomycetales; Saccharomycetaceae
Source: the annotation of a GenBank genome assembly
AUGAGCAAAGUGAGUGAACCGAUUUCCGUUACUGAUGCGUCUGAAGACGUAGAGGUUCAAGCAGAGAUUUCAAUACCUAAGACAGACGACGAAACUACAAAUGAGACCAACAAGGCCGAAAACGAUUCGAAACCGGAAAAUCAAGGGGCCGAGAAUGUUCGAGACUUCGAUUCGGCUGAAAACUUGCCGGAGACUACUAUCUUACAGGACGAUAUUGAUACUCCUGCUGAAAAGGAUACACACAGCGUAGUAGAGCCAGAAGCUGAGCCCUUACCCGAAACAGCCGCCAUUCUCCAAUCAACGGAAAUCAAGGAACAGCACAACGUCGGAAUUUCGUCGCAAUCAUCCAUUGAAAGCGAUUCAGCACUGGGGAAGCUGACAGAGGCUCUGAAACAGGAAGAAUUCAAACUCGAGCGUGAAAUCAUCCAUAUUGAAGAAAAAAGUGAGACCUCUCAUAGUUCUCAUACCGCCGGUGCCGAUCACAAACCUGCAUUGCCACCUAGACACGAGGAAGCGCACCAUGAAGAAGCACAAGAAAGAGUUCAUGCCGUGCCACCACCCCUUCAAGAAGAGAUGAAAUCAGAAGAAUUUAGAAAAAGAGUAGCAUUGACCCAUGCUAAUGUGACACCGCCAAGUUUACCACCUCGGGCUUCACACCAGCGUUCGGAAAGUGCCGAUUUCGAUCUCAUAUUAAAUCGGUUCCAGGAAAACUUAACAAGCAGUGCGCUCAAGGCCAAAUCGGGGAGAGGAGGUUUCGAAGCCGGCGCUAAUUUGUUAAGAACAAGUUUUACGCAGUUCUUACAAAAUCGGGGCGAACAGAAAGAAAUUCCUUCUGAGGAUGAAGAAUUAGAAGAACUGACAGUCAUCGACUGGCCUUUCUGGACCAAAGUCGUCAACGACUACGCGACUGUUGCCAAGAAUGAGUCCGAGGAAUUGGAAAAACACGUUUCAGCUGGGAUUCCCCCACAAGUAAGAGGCAUAAUAUGGCAAUUAAUGGCAAAUUCAAAAUCCAAGGAAAUCGAAGAAGUAUAUGCAUCAUUAGUGGGUGAACAUUCUAGCCAUGAAAGUGCCAUCAAAAGAGAUCUUUCAAGAACUAAAUUCAUUCCACCAGACAAGAUGGACUCAUUGUUCAAUGUUACGAAAGUUUAUUCCCUUUACGAUUCUGAAGUCGGGUACAUACAAGGCAUGGCAUUCAUUGUUACACCUCUACUUCUUAAUUGUGAGUCAGAUUCAGAAGCCUUCGGUCUUUUCGUUGCGUUAAUGGAAAAAUAUGGUCUCAGAGAGCUUUUCCUUCCGGACAUGCCUGGUCUCCACCUCAAACUUUAUCAGUUUGAAAGACUUUUGGAGGAGCAUUCACCAGGAUUAUACAAUCAUUUGGCAAGACAGGGUAUUCGCUCUUCCAUGUACGCCUCUCAAUGGUUUUUGACCUUUUUUGCGUAUAAGUUUCCUCUUGGGUUCGUUCUAAGGAUUUACGACAUCUUCAUGGCCGAAGGAAUGGAAUCUCUCCUGAAAUUUUCCGUCGUCUUGAUGUUGAAAAACGAAGGAGCUCUUAUCCAGUUGCAUUUCGAUGAAUUGCUAGAGUUCCUGAAAAAUGAGCUGUUCAUGUAUUACUCUAAGGAGCAGAUUCGCGAGAGAAAUUCCUCGGAGGGUCUUUCAAAAGGGGUGGGGAAUUCGUCUACUAGUCUUCUCAAGACUGUCUCAAAUAGCAGCGAUAAGAAACGGGCCCCGGUGAUCAAUGAUCAGGACUACGAUUUCAAUGCAUUUGUGCAAGACGCCAUGGCGGACAUGAAGCUCACACCCCUCACCUUGAGAAGGUAUGUCAACGAAUAUCAUGAAAUUCAUCAACUUGAGACUCAAAAGGAGGCCCAAUUCGAAUCACUGAGAAUCAGAAACAAGCAAUUGCAAGUACAGAUUCGAAAGCUGGAAACAGAUUAUGGAUUACUCUCGCGCGAGCAUGUCACCAUUGCUAAUGAACUCAUUGCUAACCGCUUAAAAAUGGAGACUCUGCAGGAUGAAAAUAAUGACCUCCGCGGCGAAGUUACACAAUGGAAAAAACAGCUGACUGCAGAGAUAAACAAACAAACGUUACCGAAUCCCGAUGCUUCUCUCCCCUCUGAUAUACGUGCUGAUAUUGAUAAGACAAUGGCUAGGAAUCUUGAAGUCAUGAAUGAAAACCAAGAACUGCAGGAAAAAAUCGAGUUCCUCGAGAAGGAAAACCGAACCCUCAAGAAUCGCUCAUCACCAAAGACAAAUUUCCCGCCUGCAUUCAACGGUCUGAAAAGAGUAUGGAAAUAA